Messenger RNA from Penaeus chinensis, 1579 nucleotides. Its product is annotated as alanine--glyoxylate aminotransferase 2, mitochondrial-like. The coding region runs from base 63 to 1562 and encodes 499 amino acids. Gene Ontology annotation, biological process: glyoxylate catabolic process. The transcript has 11 exons. Gene Ontology annotation, molecular function: L-alanine:glyoxylate transaminase activity; pyridoxal phosphate binding. NCBI's taxonomy places the organism in Eukaryota, Metazoa, Arthropoda, Malacostraca, Decapoda, Penaeidae. Gene Ontology annotation, cellular component: mitochondrion. The record is from RefSeq and is a predicted model, not a curated record.
ACACACACACACACACACACACACACGCUAGCAUCCGCCGAGACGAGACUCAGUGAGCUACUAUGCUUCACGGAGAGAGGAUGGCGCCAGUCCUUAGGGUGUGUACUCGGGUCCUACAGCGAGCAUCUGCUAAAUAUGGAGUACGACACCUGUCUUCGCCCGGCGUCGCAAUGCCACCUUGUGACCACCAACCGACGCCAUAUUCUGGCCCGGCGUAUGACCACGUGAGGAAAGUCCGAAGCGACAACCUCAACCCCGCUUUGGUCACACACUUCAAGAAGCCCUUGCUGAUCCACAGUGGACACAUGCAGUGGCUGUUCGACCAUACAGGCAAGAGAUACCUGGACCUGUUUGGUGGCAUUGUCACUGUCAGUGUUGGCCACUGUCACCCAAAGGUUGUUGCUGCUGCAACUGAUCAGAUGAACAAACUCUGGCAUACGACCAACAUAUACCUCCAUCCGAAGAUCCACGAGUAUGCUGAGCGACUCACAGAAACAUUGCCUGGGGAUCUUAAGGUGGUGUACUUUGUCAAUAGCGGCUCGGAGGCCAACGACUUAGCAAUGCUAAUGGCAAGGUUAUACACAGGAAAUUUUGACAUCAUCUCUCUGAGAAAUGCAUACCAUGGAGCUUCUCCAUACACUCUGGGUCUCACUGCUCAUGGAACCUGGAAAUUCAACACUGCCAAUGGUUUUGGUGUCCAUCAUGCUUCUAAUCCUGAUCCCUACCAAGGGAUAUGGGGAGGUUACAGAGACUCCCCAAUUCAAUCUACAAGAGCUAAUGAGAGCACAGUUGUAGAUGGCGUCUGUUCCUCAGCAGAAAAGUAUGUCAGUCAGUUAGAGGAGGUCAUCAAAUAUUCAAUCCCCAAGGGAAAAGUAGCAGCUUUCUUUGCAGAAUCAAUUCAGGGUGUUGGAGGUAGUGUCCAGUUCCCUCUUGGUUACCUGAAGAAAGCCUUUGAUCUGGUGCGAGCAAAUGGAGGUGUAUGCAUCUCUGAUGAGGUCCAGUCUGGUUUUGGUCGCACAGGUGAACAUUUCUGGGGGUUCGAGGGGCAUGGUGUUGUGCCAGACAUGGUCACUAUGGCAAAGGGUAUGGGCAAUGGAUUUCCUCUUGCAGCUGUUGUAACCACGCCUGCUAUUGCCCAAACCAUGUCACAUGCACUUCACUUCAAUACGUUUGGUGGCAACCCCAUGGCUUCAGCAGUUGGUCUGUCUGUGUUAGAGACACUGAAAGAAGAUAAGACACAAGAGAAUUGCAAAGUUGUAGGUACUUACUUCCUCCAAGAACUAGCAAAACUUAGGGACGAAUACCCUACUGUGGGAGACGUACGAGGGAAGGGCCUGAUGAUAGCAAUGGAAAUGGUCUUGGAUAAGGAUUCACGUACUCCUCUUGACGCCACGACUAUGAUGGAGAUCUGGGACUCUUGUAAAGAAUAUGGUGUUAUUCUCGGAAGAGGUGGUUUUUAUGGAAAUGUUUUCAGGAUCAAGCCCCCUAUGUGUAUUACACAAGCAGAUGUUGACUUCACUGUGUCAGUUCUCCGCCAUGUCCUUAAUGAGACCAUAAAAUAAAGAGAGAGACAGCUGAA